AUGAGCGAGGACCGCACCCACAUGCCCCAUCACCUGGAGCAGCAGCACCCCAACGCCAACAAGGGCCUUUUCGUGCGGCUGAGGGAAAACCAGGAGAGAGACAACACGAAGAAGGCGGGGGCGGUGCUGGCAUCAUUCAUCAAGAGUAAACUAGCAGAACACCAGCAACAGCGUAGUAGCGGCCACGACGGAGGAAACAACACUUCCGAUUCCCCCGCCGGAAAGGAUCUCGCUGUGUUACGUCCCAAGCAGCAGCACGGCGGUAUCUUGCCGCGGGAGACUCCUGUGCCUCCUCCAUACUACGUCCGACAGCAGAAGAAGAAGCGAGACGAGGAAGUUGUCGUAGUCCGCCGAACGACACAGAGGAAAACGCGGGCGCCGCGGGAAGUCGUCAACGAGGAGGAAUCCUGGCGCGAGCCCUCCCCCCCCCCGCGCCGUGACGCCAUCAGCCCGGACUUCGAAACAGGUCAUGAGAGGUCACGGUACGCCGAGCGGGGAGCAGCCACGCUCAACAGACCCCGCCCAAGUUUCGACACCGCGGCGAGCAUCACCACCAUCGACUCCUUCGAUACGUUGGCGGCCUGUGCGCCGGCCCCGACGCCUCGGACUCGCCCACCCCAACGCUGUCCGACCGUCGCCAAGAGCUCUUCUCGAAGACCCCGGGGCGCGAGCAACAGCGGCAACAACGGCAGCGGCCACAUCCGAAACGACCCCGCGGUCGUAGUGCACGCGAAGCAACCGGCGAUUACUACUGCGACGGUCGGCCAGGGGGCGGCACCGGCGCUGCCGGCACCGGUGGUGCGGUCCCACCCCGUCCACGCAGAGCCGCCGCCAACGUCUGAGCCGUCUGAGCCUAGGUGGCUAACGCCGCCCUCAUCCCACUUGGAGCUCCUGCGCUCGAGAAUUGGCGGCACGUCCCCCGUCCCCGUAGACUCGCACUCGAAGCAGUCUUCGACAUUCUCCGGCCCGGGUGGCGGAGGACGUGCGCGCUCGAACCCGGGGGGGGAGCGGGAGGAGCUCGACGAUAGCUGCAGCCUUGCGAGCAUCCUGCCGGGGGGAAACCGCUUCGAACACCGGGACCGUUCCGAACCGACAAGCCGGAGGAGCGAUGCUGCGCCGGGAGCGAAGCAUUUCGGUACUCCGCCCCCCGGGCCGAGGCCACACCCGGGAAGGGAUCUCGAAACGUCGCGACAGGACCAGGAUCCGACUCCUCCCACGCCAGGAAGGAGGAGGGCGGGGGAGGGGGAGAAGGGUGACAAGAGCGGUGGUGGCGGUGGCGGUAGCGUUGAUGGGGGGACGCCUCAGCCUCUGACGAUCAGGGUCGCCUCGACUUCCUACCGCUCGAGCCCGCACAAGGCGCAGCAAGGGCGCCGCGGCAAUGACAACUUCCCAUUCUCUCCGUUGGUCGUGCAUCCCUCUCCAACAUCCGCCUUUGCGACUAGCCGCAACUCCUACCACACCGCGAAUGUGAGGAGCACGGGCGGCGGCGGCGGCGGCGGCGGCGCCACCGCCGAGAUGCGCGUGAGAAUAUGCGAAAACUCCGAGAAGGAAAAAGCGGCGAAAUUUCCUUCGAGGGCAGCGGCGGCGGGGGCGGCGGGGGCCGCGGCUGUAGAGCCCGCGAUCGCGGUGGAUAAGCCCCCGGUGUUCAUGGCACCGGGUGGUGAGCCGGGAUCGUCCCCUUUUGCAUCUCCCCCGGUGUGGGUCACACGGCAUAUCGACUGCUCAGACACGUGCGGGCUGGUGUUGGUGAUGUCGGACAGCAGCGUGGGCUUGCUCUUCAACGACGGCACCAAGAUGAUAUUCGGCCCCGACGGGGAUACGCUGGAUUACACGGAGCCCUCGUCGCCGCCGACCCACAAGCUCGAGUUGGGGGCGGAGGGGCGGGCACGCGGUGGUAGCGACGCCGCCGCCGCCGCCACCGACACCGCCGGGCUGGGAUACCCACGCCGGAGCGCCUGCGAUGGCGCCACGUCGUACAACUACACGUUGGACAGCUUUCCGUUCUACCUCCGAAGGAAAGUGGCUGCCGUACGGUACUUCCGCGAGCAUCUCCUGCCGGAAGGCGGUAGCUUUGCGGACAGCACCGGCCAAGAGACUGGGUGCACAUCGCCGGCGGUGGCCGAGGCGGCGGCGGCGGUAGUGGGGCAAGGCCGGCAAGCCCCACUGGCAUUCAUCGAGAAGUGGCAGCGCGAGGGGGAUUCAGGAAGGCCGCGGGGGAGAGGCGCGAAGUAA
Messenger RNA from Ectocarpus siliculosus, 2232 nucleotides. NCBI's taxonomy places the organism in Eukaryota, Phaeophyceae, Ectocarpales, Ectocarpaceae. The record is from the annotation of a GenBank genome assembly.